This is a messenger RNA of Aricia agestis (brown argus), 3892 nucleotides long. It is a transcript of the gene su(w[a]), whose product is annotated as protein suppressor of white apricot. Lineage: Eukaryota; Metazoa; Arthropoda; Insecta; Lepidoptera; Lycaenidae. Gene Ontology annotation, biological process: mRNA 5'-splice site recognition; RNA processing. Gene Ontology annotation, molecular function: RNA binding. The record is from RefSeq and is a predicted model, not a curated record. The coding region runs from base 787 to 3075 and encodes 762 amino acids. The transcript has 14 exons.
CUUCAGGGACGAUGAUAAAGCCCUGCUUAUUGAUCAAGGAAAACACCUCAUUCCGUGGAUGGGGGAUGAGACGUUGAAAAUCGACAGAUUAUAAGUAUUUCGCAGAAAUUAACCUAUGUUGCGGUGUUCGUGCGAAGGUUCCAAGCUAUACUUCGAUCUCGUGCGGAGAAAUAUAGGGUGACCUCCAUCGGUGGUAUGUAUAACACAUAAAGGUUCCAUUCAAAACAAAUCAGUAUGUACAAGAUAGACCAGUUUAUCAAAUAUAGCAGGCAACAUAUUUUCAGGUUUGAGAUAUAUUAAAUUGAAAGCCAUUGAUAUGAAUUAAGCCUAGGGUUGUUUUUUAAGUUUACUUAAUUGUAAACUAAUUUAAUCCAAAUUUUCUAAGAUAAAAAUCUUGCUUUAAUUAAGACUUUAUACCUAUUUAUCCAUGUACAUGUUGUAAUUCACUCAGAAGCUUAUGAAUGACAUUGGAAGAACAAAUUCUAGUAUCCUAUGUUAUAAAUAUUUUCAUUUUGUUCUGUAAGAGAUUUGAUUGAUAAGUUCUAAGUAUAAAACUGUCAAAUGACAUGGCUAUGCCAUGCUGAAUGUUUAUAUUUUUGUGUGUGAUAUUGAUGUUAUCUUGGCAGAUAUGACGCAAGAGGAGCCCUUCACGACCUCUCCGCUUGUGAGGCUCCACCCGGGGGUUAUGACUGGCGUGUGGAGCUCACUCGCUCGGAGCUGGACGUGGAGCAACUGUGCGACGAGGAGAGAUACCGGGCUCUCCACACUGACGAAGACGAGGAGGAGAUGUAUAAAGAGGAAGAGUUGAAACGUCUGCAUGCAGCUGGCUAUGGUCAAGUCGGCUUCAAUUACGAUGCUCCAGAGGAGAAAACACCACAAGAACCAGAGGCUGAAGUGGAGGAGCCUUUUGAAGCACCCCCCGAGUUGAAACACCAGUUGCCUGAUGACAUGGUUUUGCCUGAAUCCCUCAAGCAGCAUGCGAUAAUUGAGAAGACAGCGAAGUUCAUCGCAUCCCAAGGGGUCCAAAUGGAGAUACUUAUCAAGGCGAAGCAGGGUGACAAUCCACAGUUCAAGUUUCUCAACAAGGAUUCCCAUCUGCACCCAUAUUACUUGGCGCUCAUCGGGCUCGUGAAGGUCGGGAAGUGGCCAGAGAAGAAAGUGGAAAUUGUUGAAGAGAAUCCAAAUGAGAUGAACAAUGAAUACCUCCAUCCAAGUCUGGCGUCCACAAUCAUAGAAUUGGCUCCGUCGAUCCCGAGCAUCCACUACAAGCCGUCGGCGGACUGCGACUACACGAUGCUAAUCAGCAAGAUGCGCGGUUCCGCGGGGACGGAGGACGCGCCGGCGCCCGGCGAGGUGGCGCCGCCCGGCACCGAGCCGCUCCCCCCGCCGCACAUCAGCCGCGCGCCCGUUAUAUACAGCCAUCCGAGAGAUCCCACAGCGCCGCCGCAGUACCCGGUGCCGCCGGCACCCACGCCGCCCGCGCCCCCCGCGCAGCUGCCCCCCGCUCGCUCCACUGGCCUUAGUCUUAUGAGCCACUAUAAUACUGACAGCGACACUGAUGAAUCGGAUACCGAGGACUCAUCAUCAUCAGACAGCAAAGAAAAGCCGAAAAUUAAAAUCGUCGAACCACCCGAUGAAGUGAAAGUUGUGAUCGACAAGAUGGCCGCCUACGUCGCACGAAAUGGCGACGAGUUUGCGGAGAUCGUUCGCGCCAAAAACGACCCACGAUUCACAUUCCUUGACCCCGAGAAUGAGUAUCACGCGUUUUAUAAGAAACUCAUGCAGGAAAAACGAGGUGUUAGUACCAACGGACAGAAGAACAGCUCCAAGAAUAAUAACCCCCCAGUGUCGUUUUCAAUCAAGAAACUCAAGGAGCCUGACCCAAUACUCCCCAAACCGGCGUUGCCCUACGAGUCCAGCUCAGACGAGGAAGAUAACAAAGAGGAAAAAGCAGAGGAACCGCCAAAAGAAGUCCCCAAAACGAACAUUCCACAAGUAUACUCCGUGAACAAUGUACCCCCUGUAGUUGUUUACAAGAUGGAGGGAACUAUGAACAACCUACCCAUCGUCAAGGCUAUCGAAGCCAAACCUCAGGUGGUCCAGAAGGCAGUGCCGAUGGAAGCCAAUUCUAGUGUACCUAAAAUACCGCAGACGAUCGUGGAACAUGCCCUAAUAGUUCCACCACCAAUGAAACCGGAAGUCACAAAAGUGGAAGUGAAAGAAAAAACGCCGGAGGUAUACAGAGUAAAAGAGAAAGAGAAAAAAGACAAAGAUAGAUCGUCCUCGAGUAGAGAGAAACGAAAACAUAGGGACAAAAAGAAGGAUUACAGGUCUAAAUCUGAAAGUAGGGAAUUGAGGAGAGUCGAAGAGAAAGACAGAAGGAGAGAAAAAGACGACAGGGAGAGAAAGAGAAAGAAAGAUGGCAAAGAGACGGCGGAGACGGAAAUAAUAUCCCUAGUAGAUAAUUCCGAUGAAAUGAUAGACCUGACUGAUGAACUAUCUGAUUCUAAAGGUGAUGGCGCGUCGCGCGGUCUGGGACGGCGCGCGGCUGAGCUGCUGCAGCGUGCGGGCGUCGACCCCGCCGCCGCACAGAACUCUUCCUCGCUCGCCAGCGCCAUGGUCGACACGUUGGAGUCUUUACGAAAGAAAAAAGACGAAGAAAGGCGACGGAGAGAGAAGAGGAGAAAGAAAGAAAAGAAAGAUUACGGGGACGAAGAUAGACAUAAGCGUUCUAAACGGAAAUACGACAGGUCGUCGGAUGAAGAUGGGUCGGAUUAUGAUGGAUCACGACGGAAGAAACGAAAGAAGGAGAGAAAACAUACUAAAAACAAAAAGAAGAGGAGAGAAGAGAGUGAUUACGAAGAAGAUCAGCCUAUCAACAUAGACCUCACCAGCACUCUCAAAGAACUACGGAAUGCCUCUCCCACUAAGGAGCUAGGGCUACAAGAAGUGAGAAAGGAGACUCCAGAAGAAGAUAUACUGAGGAGAAAGAAAAAGAAAGAGCGAGAAUAUAGUGAGGGGGAGUGGUCCAGUGACAGUGAUGAAGACUCUCUCUCUAGUGCCAGCCAAGCGUGAGUUGGUAUUGAUGUAAUCUACAUAGAAAUUGUAGAUGGUAAAGGUGGCUUUCCAAUCCUUGCCGAAAGCGACCGCGACAGACAAUAAUUCAAACGAAAUAAUAAAUAAAGUACACUAGGCCCUCGAUAGUCCGAACCCCAGCUAAUCCGAAUACCUCUAUAAUCCGAACGACCUCCCUCCCCGCACAAAUCACUCCCGCAGUCGCGCCACCGCAUUCUAGUGUCGAGUUAGACGUACUACACGUAUAAUUUGUUUUUGACCGCCCCACGCGUUAUUCCGCCAUUUUGUUAUAGGUACACACUUUGUACUGUAUUUGUGCGUUUUACCAUGGCUUCAACAUCAAAAAAAUGCCUUUAAAAAUGUCUACAUACUAAUCCGAAUGCUGCGUCCAUCCGAACAGGGUAUAUAUUUUGGGUGUUUGGACUAUCGAGACCAUCGAGGCCCUACUGUAGUUACCCAGGCUAUUUUCUACCGACAUAGGUCUAGCGAACCAUGCCGCCGUUGCUUUGUAAUGGCGUGGAGCACAAUGAAACCUUAUAGCCUAGGUCAUAAACUGGCAUUUUUUUAUGUAUUGUCAGUCGUGAUCGCUUGCCGCGUUGAUCAGGACGGUACCUUAAUACUCUUUGUCUGAAUAUUUUGUAUAAUUGUGUGUGUAUGAAAAGUGAUGCAUAUGUGUAUGUGAGUCCUCUAGUGUGUGAGAUAUUCCACACAUGACUAACAGGCGGCCCGAUUCUCAAACACUCGAAGCCUUGAAUGUCGUGGUCGUCUAAGCGGGCCCCUAGACGAGCAAUUUUAUUGCUUAAUAUCACGUUUUGCG